CUCAUCACUCCUUGAUUCAGCAAAAAAUGUCGUCCGCGACCAGCGCCAUCGAGCUCGUCCGGCGCUUUGGCGAGCAGCUUCAACCCGACGCGGUCGCUCUCUCGGCGUCGCUCGUCGCGUCCAUCCAGCCGCGUGAGCAGCACUCAUCCGCCGCGGCACUGGCUGGCCAGGCCAACCCGACCAACGCACCAGGCUCGGGAUCCGCUCAAGCGUCCUCAUCGUCAUCGUCGUCGUUUGCUGCGGCUCCGGGAUCGGCUGCUUCAGGCGCUGCGUUUGGAUCCAAUGCUCAAUCCGCUGCCUCCAGUGCAUCCAGUGCUGCUGCUGCUGCUGCUGCCGCCGCCGCCGCUUCGAACACAGGGGCAUCUUCCAGUUCGAGUGCAACCAGCGGCGGCGGAGGUGGCACGAACGCAGAGCCGAUCGAUGCGCUGCGGCUGCUCGUCAAUCUGCUCUCAGUCUCGGCCGGCGGGCUCACCGGACCAGGUCGCUCGGUCGGCAACCGCAUCAGCACCAAGGCAUCGGGUGAACUUAUUGCGCACCUGUUCUCUGUCUUGUCGGAUGCAGGCCAGGUGGGAUUUGCUCAACCGGGACGCGUGUGGCAGUUGUGCUCGAUGGCACUUCGCCAAAUCGACUUGACUGCCGUGGGCGCGCUUCCAAUUCCUGUUGGAUUCGGAGCUCCAAUUGACCUCCGACGAAUUCCCCUCAUUCUACCAGUCUUGUUGGCCGUUUCUUCCGCCUGGCAACUCAACAAGCACAUCCCGCAAGCGGUUGAAUGGGUGUGCGAUGCAUCGCUGAGCGCCACUGCUCCUCGAAUCCGCUUGUCGUCGCUUGCGAUGGUUGCUGCCCUCUCCCGUUACCAGCUCCAGCUGCACUACAGAGCGUGGUGGCAACACCAUCAGCUGCUGCAGCUGAUGCCACGACAGCAGCACCAGCUCCCGCACAACCAAGAGACGGCGCCUCCCCAAUCGCCCAUCCCGUCCCCUGGGCUGACUCCGAGUGCUCCUCCCGGCACCUUGUCUGCAUCCAGCACCAUUCUUGAUGCAGACUCGAUGGAUUCGCUCAACGAUCAGCUGCAAGAGCUGCUGCACGAUCCAGGCAGCCAAUCCCGCCCUGCCGAUUCCAAGUCUGCGCCGCGUCAGCUGUUUUCGUCUCAACGCAAGUCGCGUCCUGCUUCGAGCACCGUGACUGAAAACGACAUCCGGUCCCAAGACGCCUUUACUGUCUUGAGCCUGCAGACCCCGCUCUUCCCCGAGCAGCAGCUCUUGAACGUGCAAGCCUUCUCCAUGCUGCACGCUUGGCUUCUCUGCCAUCUCUCCUCCAUCCGAGCCUCGGCGGAUGUUAUUCCGACAGGCUCCACUGCCUCCUCGGCAUCAGCCAGUGGUGAUCGCCUCGACUCGUCCUUCAAAGAUGCUGUGGUUGAGUACUGCCUUCGCAUUUUCGACCAAGUCGAGACCCGAACCCAAGCCGAUCGUCAACGCCUUGGUGAACUUGACCGAGCGGAUGCAGCAUUGAUUGAAGCAAUCCGCAUCCUCGAUGUCCUGGGCCAGAUCGAUCCCUCGGUGGGUCCUCGGGUCUUCCCUGCCGUCAAGCGCCUGUUUGGCCGAAACGCCACAGAUUUCACCAAGGGCCCGCUGUUGGUUGUGAUUCUCCAGUUUCUUCUCAACCACGCUGAUGCGGUCAUGUUCGAUCCCGAGCCAGUGGUCAAGGCUUUGCUGGUGGAUGUGCUCUCGAACGCCUACUGGGACCAAACAACCGCCUUUGAUACAAUCGACCUUGUGAUUCGCAAUGUUGAUGCACUGUUGGCAAUGCAAUCUGGACCGCAGCAGCAACAGCAACAACACCAGCCUCAGGCCGUGUCCCACCAAAUGCCUCUCGGACAUUCUCAGUUCCAGCAUCACUCCGCUCAGCAGGCACCCAGCGGCUCGUCGGGCGUCCAUCACAUCAGCGUCUUGUCGCGGUACUCGCCCAACCUUCUCAAGCUACUCGCCUGGAACCCGCGAUCGUUUGUCACGGAAGGCCUUCAGCUCAUUCCCACGUUGCUGGGUCCCUCGACCGUGAUUCCGCUCUUUCAUGCCAUCUUGGACUUGCCACUUGUUACCAUUGCGCUAGAAAAGGGCAAGUCUGUGCUCGCUGCACUUGCGCCGCCCUUGGAUGGCCCAGGAAAUCCGCUUUCUGUCGGCGCGGGUCAAGCAUCAAUGUCAGCCGAGGGCAUUGGCAUGGCCGCUGGACCCCAUGCGGGUGCAAUGCAACCGACACCCUUCUCCCGUGCCGGAACCGUGGGGUCGUUGGCGUUUGCGCCCGACAACAGCUCGGCUGGGUUGAUCGCGCCCGAUUCCAAUUUGCCUUAUUCCAAUCAUCCUGCCUUCAAUGAACAGGCCACGGCCGCCGCGCUUGCCGCACAAUUCCCACUCCGACCCAUCUAUCUGCACUUGUUGCGCGACGAAGCCGGUGCUGGCGUCGACAGCACAGACACUGGCUUUUUGUGGACUGGCAGCUUGGCGGGUCAACUGGACAAGUUUAUGCAAACCGCUCUGGCAAAUCCAUCCCGACGGAUGCUCGCCACUUGUGAGUUGGUUCCCCUUCUUUUGCAGCGACUGUUCUUGACCGUGCUUGAGGACACUCCCGCGGGCGAGACAACGCUCGUUCAUCGACAACUUCUGCAGGCGCUGCUCUCUCGCUUCACUCGGCUCUUUGCCAUGGGGGCCUACCAGCACACAGUGCGGCACACAAUGUCCGAGCUGCUUUUGACCUUGUUGGCCGCCCAUCCGCGCUUGAUUUUCGAAUCGCGGACCCACAUUUCCGAUUUCCUGACGCAGCGCACGGAAGCGUAUUCUCGUGAGGUGUUUUUCCUGAACUUGAUCUGGGCUAUCGGAGAGUACGCCUCUCCGCAGUACGACGCACGGUUGACGACUGAUACGCUUGUCCACUAUUACGAGAUUCUUGAGCUCUUUGCCUAUGAGGUCAACAUGACUGCAGCUGCGGCAUCUCGCAACGUCGAGGCCUCUUCUGGCGCUGGCUUUACUGCUCGUCUCAUGACAUCGUUGAUGACUGCACUUGCCAAGCUGGCCGCUCGAUGCAUGGAUCUUGCACCUCGCGUUCUGCUUUGUCUUGCCAAAAUUGUCAAGCAGCACUCGGGCGACUCGGCCAAAUCGGUCCCACCACUGUUCAAAUCGGUCGUUCUGAAACGCGCGCAUGAGCUGAUCAACCUGUUGCAUUUCCCGAGCAUUGCCAGCUCCAUUCUGAGUGCGAGCUCCUCCAGGCAAGAGGCGCAUCCGAAUCUGUCUCAAUUGCUGCUCUCGACUCGGCACAAGACUGCCUUUGCCGAGUAGUUGCAGGCCUUGCAUGAACAGACUACUUGCUCGAUUUAUUUGCACAGAGGCUGCUUUGUACAAUACACUCCAUUUACC
Capsaspora owczarzaki ATCC 30864 is the source of this 3404-nucleotide messenger RNA. RefSeq lists its product as hypothetical. The transcript has 7 exons. Gene Ontology annotation, cellular component: AP-5 adaptor complex. The coding region runs from base 27 to 3326 and encodes 1099 amino acids. The record is from RefSeq and is a predicted model, not a curated record. Lineage: Eukaryota; Filasterea; Ministeriida; Capsasporidae.